This is a messenger RNA of Colletotrichum orchidophilum, 624 nucleotides long. RefSeq lists its product as uncharacterized. The transcript has a single exon. Lineage: Eukaryota; Fungi; Ascomycota; Sordariomycetes; Glomerellales; Glomerellaceae. The record is from RefSeq and is a predicted model, not a curated record. Bases 1 to 624 code for a protein of 207 amino acids.
AUGCCGACCCCGGGAAGCCUGGGUCGUGUCCGUCUGACUGGAAUCAUCGACAUCCGACAAGACGGUUCAACCGUAAUCACCGAGCAAUUUGGUCGGUCGGAUGAGCGAAUCUGGUGGCGCUCAAACCACCCGAAACCUACAGAAAUACGGACCCGAAGCGCUAUGGGCUUUACAGCCUUGGAACAUCGCCAGAAGGAAGCUAUGUUGGCAUGCGAGAAUGAGGUCCCGGCCACAGGACUCGUGUUCCGAGGCGCGUGCGGUGGAAACGACAGCACAUCAGCUCCAGGCUGUGCCGCCUUCAUGCUUGAAAUCUGGUUCCGUUCCAGGGCUUGGCUUGACGUUGCCGAGCGGCCGUGGGCAUCUUGCCAAUUCUCCGAGGCCCGCUGUGACGGUCCAACGAGGUUCCGGGCACAUCCUUACCAGAGAGCACCGAGCUUAGCCAGGGCUGCGCAUCUCGUUUGUUCUUGCCCGGUCUCCUCAUUGAUCAAGCAAUCGUUUGACAGCGAAUCAGCUUCCCGUGGUGCAGUUUCCCAGACGGACCAGCAGGCGUUGCGAGUCACCCGCCAGACACGGCCCCCCGAUGCGGCUAGAAACAGGCGAGACAUCUGCACUGGGGGGGGUUAA